GUGUAUCGAGAUGGUUCUUUAUUUAGAUUAGGCGAGGUCAAAUGAAUGACGCUACUCGUAUCUUGUAUGCGCGUUUCGGAGACGCAGCACAAAUCUAUGGUGUAAGAUUCUAGAGUCCUAGCUAAGGAAGCCUGUUGUCCUAUUUGGCACAAUGUUCGGACAUCAAAAGUUCCUAUAUGUAUUUUAGAGCGUGGUUUCAGGAGACCAGGAAUAACGUUCCGUGUACUCAAAUCGUUUGCCCUAGCGGUGCGAGGUGAUAGAAGGACGUGGGAAGGGUUAGUCGUGGAGAUAAGAUAUUUAUUAGGAGUAGGAAGGAUUUGAAAGUGACCAACUUGGUCUCGUGUGCAGUUAUGGGUAUGAGGGCUAAUAUCACUUCCCUAUUGUCCACACCGUGGAAGGGUAUUUCUUGAGGGACCUGAAAAAGAAGUCGGAUUAGUGUUGGUCUUAACGACCUGGGAGCGUGACCGCAAUGCCCAAAGCACAACUGCUUGAGGCCUGUCACGCACGGCCUUUUUGUGGGGGAUUUUUGACGUGUUAGCUCCGUUCUUCAAAGGACCUUACCGCCGGAGACGGAAAUCCGUGGGAUAAGACGAGGUGUGCAUUUUCAAGGGUUGACCUUUUCUAACCCCAACCCUCCUUGUAGUAAGGCGGCAUCACUGUUAUGCUGGUUGUCUGAAUGAAACGCCUUACUGCUGUCAUACCUCUGUACAGUCGGCAGUACGACUUCGCCUUCGGACCUUGGGAUUGCUGCUUUUAGUCUUACCGCUCUUCAACCGACCUUUCUGGCAUGGUAGGACCUCGAGGAACGAUUGUUCCAGCCAGUAUAGCUCGAUUGGUUCAUCACGAUAGACAAGCUCGACCACCACGUCAAGGUAGCAGCAACGGUCGGAUUUUAUUUUAUAUUUCCCUAAUAGAGUUCAUAAACCUCAUCCUGACUGAAAGGUCAAUGCAUGUAACCACCGUGCUUUAAGCUUUGUUUUACAAACUAUUAUUUCGUUCAUGGAUGUCGCAACUGACUGGCAGUUUUUCCAGUACAUACUGAAUUGAGUCUACCAAGAGCCUUGCUCAAAUCACCUAAUAAACCUCAUAGAGUAUAUAAGGAAAAGCAAAUGUUAAAAGACAGACCAACAAAUGAAUUUUACUUGAUGCUUAUACAGACAGUUUUUCUACCUUUGUAAGCUAUCUAUGAAAACCAUUUCAAAAUGUCAUAAUUCGUGAUUAGAAACUUACUUUACUAACGUAAAACAUAGCAGACAGUUGGCCUGGAUGUUUGACGUUUUGAGAUGGCAAUUUAAUUUCUGGAAAUAAUCGUUCCAUCUAGACGACACAUCUCUAUCACUGACGUUCUGUGGUUUUGUUUCGAUGUAUAAGGUAGUAUAUUUGAUCCCUGGAAUCCUUUGGUUUUGUACGUUACAGAACUUUAUGUAAAUAGCUUUUUAAACCUGGAUAUCACAAAUCAUGUUAACUGAAAAAAGUCGGGAACCAACUUUACCUGGUUCACAGUCGUCUGAACAUCAGACAGAUUAUGGUCCCAGCACGACCGAAACAGCUGAUCGAUCUACAGACAAUCCUGGGCCUUAUCUAGAUGGCACCGUACGUAAAGCUGAUGGAAUGAGCGAUAGUGAUUUUGACGAACGAGAUGUUUCGGUGGAAGAUGAUGACAGUAUUCCUCCGGAGGAAGAUGCUGCUGAUGAGGAAGAAGUAUCAAGUCUAAUGAAAGAAAGUCAAAUGUCAUUAGAUGAACUCCUAGCUAUAUACGGAAUUUCUGCAAACUCUUACGGACACAAAAGCGACACUGCUGCAGUUUCCUGCAGCAACGUUUCCAGAGGUAAAUCUGGGCGCUUAAAAAGCAUUCGACACACUGUUACUCCAAGUUUAGCUUCAUCACAGGAGUCAUUGUUAUCAUUACCUCCAGCCAAGAAAUUUCGUUGUGCUGCUCACGCAUCUGUUUGCUUAAAUAUUGGAAGUAAUGAUAUUUCUACUGGAGGAACUAGACCGGUAUUAUCAGCUGAUUACCCAACCUUUCGUUCAUCGUCAGAUGUCGAUGCGUUGGUAGAUAAAAGCAAAGCCGAUACACCUCCAUUACGUUGCCUCACUGUGUUUCCACACCCACACUCAGUCCCUUGUUCGCAAAGCACUAGUCCAGUAUCUAUAGAUGUAUCAUGUCCCGAUCCACCUUCAGCCACCGCAACUCCUCAAUAUUCAAAACAACGUGCCUCAGAAGACUCAACUACUAGCCGCAAAAGCUCAUCGCGUAGUCAUCUACUUAGGUCCCGCUCAAAAUCUAACCUAGCUAUUCAUACUUCUGAAUUAUUGGACAGUGCAACUCCUAAUGAAGGGAAUCGAUUGGAGGAAGAGGAUAUUGAUACGAGUGUGCCUAACUUUGAGCUGGAUGUAGAAAAUCAAUUCGAUAAAAAUGAGGAAACUACUGACGAUAAAUUUGAAGCCAACCAGGAUUAUUCUUCACGUUUUUGGAAGAGUGCAAUUACUGGUCAAGAAACCACACCUUCGUACAAUUCAGAUGAAGAUGAAGACUACUGUCCAAGUGAAGAUAGUGGUCGCGAUUGGAAAGGUGAGAUAAAAAUUGGCGAAGAUUAUCAGGCAAAUAUCCCUAUGCUUGUGCUAGCAUCAAAUGUAAUUGAUAAUCAAUGUGAUGAAAGUUUAUCAUAUUAUGGUUCUGAACGGAUUUUUCAAGAAUCUAGUCUUCUAUGGAAACCUUCGGAAAAGCUCUGUGAAGCUGAUGUCACACGCUUUGAGAGGUCAUAUGCCCAAGUUGUUCUGUCUACACUGCCUAAUGAACGAACAAUAGACGAUGAAGAGGCUUUAUUCUUGUUAAUGCGUUGUGAUUACGAUGCGGAUGAAGCGCUGCAACGAUUACAAUUUAAAGCAGUAUCACCAAUUGCUGUUCCCGGCUAUUUCGAUUCAUGGUCAGAGUCCGAUUGUACAGCAUUUGAGAAAAGUUUCGUUUUAUGUGGAAAAGAUUUUCGGCAGAUCCGAGAGACACGACUUCGUCAUAAAACUGUAUCGGAACUAAUUCAUUUUUAUUACCUUUGGAAGAAGACAGCACGUCAUGAUGAGUUUGCACGAAUAUAUCGUAGAGAUAAAAAGAAAUCUUCACAUCCUAACAUUGCGGAUUUUAUGGAUUGUUUGGCUAUGGAACAAGAAAUUCUGGCGGAAUCCUAUAUGCAAAGUGCCACUGAUGUAGUUUUGUCAACUGCAACAUCGAAUCCAGAUCCUCAUAAGUACAUUCAGCUUACUUCAAUCAGUAAUAUUGGUUCCAUGAAAGGUGGUAGUUGUCAGAUGGACUCAUCUAUGAGUAGUAACAAUGCACAAAAUACCGGAGUAGUGUCAGCGAAUUGUAGUGAAACCUGUACUUCAAGAAGUUCUGUUAAUCGAUAUACAGGUUUGUCAGACGACAAGAACGAUGAAGUCACUACUAGUGUAUGCUUAGAUGCUUCUGGAAGUCGAUGCAAAUCGAAAUCAAGUGUUAGCUCACUGAAUACAUCAACAAAUACAACUAAUAGUAUUAAUGAAAUGAAUAAUUACAAUGGAGCUCAUUAUAUAAAGCAGUCAGAUCAUAUACCUAGUUCAUCAUCUACACGGUCUACACGUGCAGCAUUGUCAUCAACUGUAACGGUUUAGAGUUAACGGUGCUGGGUAAUAUAUUCGAUACUUUUUUGUCUACAUUUUACUUUUUCUUGUUCUAAAUGUGACACUCCAAUUUUUAUGUGCACUACUUCAUUUAAGAUCCCUAUCUCUCGAUAAUUUCAUAACUUUUUUCUAAUUGCUAAGCGAGUAAACUUCAAUUUAUUGUAACACUUUCUUGUUGUCUGUCGGUGGUUUUUUUGUACGUCAGUAGAUCUAUGUAAGUCUGAAUAACGUGUACUAUAUGAAAUACUACUGCUACUUUAAAAACAAUGUCAGUUCAAAAGUGAUAUAUCUCAUCAUUCAUGUUAUUGUAUGUAGUUGCUAUUCACUAUUGUCAUAUUAUCUUUUGUUUCCCUUAAUCAAUCUGUACUCACGUUUGGAGUAUAUUGUCCUACUUUACUUCACUCAUUUCCAUUACAUUUGUAUUUCUAUCCUGUGAAUGAGUAAUGUUCCUGUCUUCUGUACUGAAAAAAACCUAUAAUUGAUAUGCUGUUAAUAACUUACAUGAUAUAUAAAUUGUGUUAAAAAACCCGUUUAGAAUUUAUGUU
Molecule: messenger RNA, 4196 nt
Organism: Schistosoma rodhaini
Lineage: Eukaryota; Metazoa; Platyhelminthes; Trematoda; Strigeidida; Schistosomatidae
Source: the annotation of a GenBank genome assembly